This is a messenger RNA of Pipistrellus nathusii (Nathusius's pipistrelle), 1575 nucleotides long. Lineage: Eukaryota; Metazoa; Chordata; Mammalia; Chiroptera; Vespertilionidae. The record is from the annotation of a GenBank genome assembly.
AUGCACUCCUUGGACGAGCCGCUUGACCUGAAGCUGAGCAUCACCAAGCUCCGGGCGGCGAGAGAAAAGCGGGAGAGGACGCUGAGCGUGGUCCGGCACCGAGCUCUGCACAGGGAGCUUGGCCUGGUGGAUGACAGCCCCGCUCCAUGCUCCCCGGGCUCCCCGCCCUCAGGCUUCCUACUGAACCCCAAGUUCCCUGAGAAGGUGGAGGGACGCUUUUCAGCGGCCCCGCUGGUAGACCUCAGCUUGUCACCAUCAUCGGGAUUGGACUCUCCCAAUGGCAGCAGCUCGCUGUCCCCCGAGCGCCAAGGCAACGGUGACCUGCCCACAGUCCCUACCGCCCCGGAUUUCCAGCCGCUGCGCUACCUGGACAGUGUCCCCAGCUCCUUCCAGUUCUUCCUGCCUCUGGGCUCGGGGGGAGCCCUGCAUCUGCCUGCUUCCUCCUUCCUCACCCCCCCAAAGGACAAGUGCCUCUCACCGGAGCUACCCCUACACAAGCAGCUGGUUUGUCGUUGGGCCAAGUGUAACCAGCUCUUCGAGCUCCUGCAAGAUUUGGUGGACCAUGUUAACGAUUACCACGUCAAGCCAGAGAAGGAUGCGGGGUACUGCUGCCACUGGGAAGGCUGUGCCCGUCACGGCCGAGGCUUCAAUGCCAGGUACAAGAUGCUCAUCCAUAUCCGCACACACACCAACGAGAAGCCGCACCGCUGCCCCACCUGUAGCAAGAGCUUCUCCCGCCUGGAGAACCUGAAAAUCCACAACCGGUCACACACAGGUGAGAAACCCUACGUCUGCCCGUAUGAGGGCUGCAACAAGCGCUACUCCAACUCAAGUGACCGCUUCAAGCACACUCGCACCCACUACGUGGACAAGCCUUACUACUGCAAGAUGCCCGGCUGCCACAAGCGCUACACGGACCCCAGCUCGCUGCGCAAGCACAUCAAGGCCCACGGCCACUUCGUGUCCCAUGAGCAGCAGGAGCUCCUACAACUGCGCCCGCCCCCCAAACCACCACUGCCUGCCCCCGACGGCAGCCCCUAUGUCAGUGGGGCCCAGAUCAUCAUCCCCAACCCCGCUGCCCUCUUUGGAGGCCCUGGCCUGCCCGGCCUGCCCUUGCCCCUGGGCCCCGGCCCCCUUGACCUCAGUGCUCUGGCCUGUGGCAAUGGUGGGGGUGGGGGGAGUGGGGCGGGCAUGGGCCAUGACCUGCCAGGCCCUGUCCUACCCCUCAAUCUGGCCAAGAACCCUCUGAUGCCCUCACCCUUUGGGGUUGGUGGACUAGGCCUGCCUAUGGUCUCCCUCCUGGCUGGCUCCACGGGUGGCAAGGCCGAGGGGGAGAAGGGGCGUGGGGCAGUGCCAGUCAGGGCCCUUGGUCUGGAGGGCCGUAAGACCCCCCUGGAGAGGACUGAGAGUGGCCGCUCCCGGCCCAGCCCGGAAGGACUCCCCCUGCUGCCCGGCACCGUGCUCGACCUGUCCACGGGCGUCAAUUCGGCGGCCAGCAGCCCAGAGGCCCUGACCCCUGGCUGGGUGGUCAUCCCGCCUGGCUCUGUGCUGCUCAAACCGGCUGUGGUGAAUUGA